Molecule: messenger RNA, 1790 nt
Organism: Lycium barbarum (goji berry)
Lineage: Eukaryota; Viridiplantae; Streptophyta; Magnoliopsida; Solanales; Solanaceae
Exons: 1
Coding region: 174-1298 (374 amino acids)
Source: RefSeq, a predicted model, not a curated record
UGUAUAUUAAUUUCUCGUGGUAUAGACACAUAUAUACAUAAUUUUUUCCAAAGGGUCCGCCUCUGCUUCUCAGCUCAUCAGCAACUUUCAGUCCAUUAAAGACUAGAUUUUUCUUAGUGUAUUUGCACCAAAGAUUCAAUUUUUUUUGUUGGUAUUUUUCUGUGUUUCCAUUCAUGGGUUGUUCUGUUUCUCGUUCCUAUGCCAUUGUUACCAGAGAUGUACAAAACCAAUCAAACUCAUUUACAUCUACAAAUUCAGAGUCCCCAUAUUCCUUCUCUGAUUCUUUAUCAAUUCCAAUUUCAAGAACACUCUUCCUACCUGCCCCUCUAAUUCACCAUCCACCUCUUUGUAAAGGGGACACCAAUCACUUAGUUUCACUUACUUCCUCUACCUAUGGAUCACUUGUGCUCGAUGAUCCCCGAGUUCCAGACAACUCCACCACGUGUCACAAUGAGGGUGAUCAACAGGACCCUGUAUCUCCUGAUUCAGCAAUCAACACUUGGGAGCUCAUGGAAGGCCUUGACGACUUAGAUUUUCAUAUGGUUCAGUCCCCUGUGGAAGAGUCCCCUAGAAAGUCCAAGUGUAAAAUUCAUGAUAUUCAAGAAUUGGACACAGAGUUUGUUAAGUCGUAUGAGAUUGUUGAGCAUUCAGAUAUGAAGCCGUUGUGGAAGCAUUUGUCUGAGGCAAAAAUGGAUCCUAAUGUAGCUUUAAGUUAUGGAAAAGCAUGGUCUACCAAACAAUUUGAGCAUCAAGAAUCGGAAACAGUUAUGUCUGUGGAGUCAUCGAAUGAUAGUUCGAGUUCUUUGAGCUCGUUGUUUCCUGAUAGUGGUAUCUACUUAAAUGGUACUGAAGAUAGGAUUGUUCUGUAUUUUACUAGUUUGAGGGGAAUCAGGAAGACUUAUGAAGAUUGCUGCUCUGUGCGUGUGAUCUUUAAAGGAUGUCGGGUAGGUGUAGACGAAAGGGAUAUCUCUAUGGAUUCAUCAUAUAAAAAAGAGUUACGAGAUGUUUUGGAAGGUAAAGCAAUGAGCUUGCCUCGAGUGUUUAUAAGAGGGAAGUACAUUGGUGGUGUAGAAGAGAUUAAGCAACUUCAUGAGACUGGUGAAUUGGUUAAGCUUUUGGAAGGUUUUCCCGUUAUGGAUGAUGGAUUUACUUGUGAAAGUUGUGGUGAGGCAAGGUUUGUACCGUGUCUUGGUUGCAAUGGAAGCCGGAAAUUGUUUGAAGAGGAGGAAGGGAAGUCGCUUAGGUGUCCGCAUUGCAACGAAAAUGGAUUAAUUCGUUGCCCUGGAUGUUGUCCUUGAAUGCGGCUCUUGAUUGAUCAAGUGCAUGCUUCACUGAUUUAUUUAUCUGAGGUUCCUUGGUUAUUACUGGUGUAUAGCAUAUGGAUACGUGUAGGUGCAAAAUUAGACCUUUUUGUUUCAACUGUCUAUAUUAUGUAGCUCUGGAGCAAUUCAUGUUCAUUUUCUCUUUGAGUGGCUCAUAAGUAAUAAAAUCCAUAUAUGCUACUUGUUUGCUUACCCUCAAACAAGUCUAGUUUGUUAGUGGUCUCCCUCUUUGAGAAAGUGAGACUGCUCUUUCCUUACUUUUUGAUAUUCAGAUCGAAAUUUUUACAAAUAUACAGAUCGUGAGACUCACGAUUCAAAUAUUCUUUUUGUUUACUCAUCUUUUAUAGUCUCAGCAUGAAUGUGCAAGAAAAUGCUACGUAUAUGUAAUUAAAGCUAGCAAAAAGGAAUUGAUGUGUUUUAUAUGCUAUAAGAAAUUAUGAUUCCUGUGGCUGCUGUCAUGAAAGUGGC